Messenger RNA from Verticillium dahliae VdLs.17, 870 nucleotides. RefSeq lists its product as uncharacterized. The record is from RefSeq and is a predicted model, not a curated record. NCBI's taxonomy places the organism in Eukaryota, Fungi, Ascomycota, Sordariomycetes, Glomerellales, Plectosphaerellaceae. The transcript is spliced from 4 exons. The coding region runs from base 1 to 870 and encodes 289 amino acids.
AUGGAUCGAGUUCACGCACUCAACCCCUUCGCGAAGAAGGAGACGCAUAGCGCCCGUACAAUCACCACAUACAAGGUUCUGACCAUCUUGUCGUGGCUCUUGUCCGUCAUCGUCUCGUUUUACUACGUUCUGUACACCCCUCAUGAUGGCUUUACCAUCCGCAAAAGCAUUUGGGACCAGAACCGCCUGUACCCCACGGCCUUCACCUUGAACUCCCUCAUUACCAGCAUCUACUGGAUCGUCCUCUUCAUUCUCCAGAUUGGCUACGUCGCUCACCUCUUCUCGAAGAACACCGACAAUGUUCAGGCCGCUGCCAGUGUUGGCAGCCACUUCAUUUUCAACAACCUGUUGCACUUUGCCUUCGUCAUGCUCUUCGUCCGCUCUCACUUUGCCUGGGCCGAAGUUAUCCUGAUCAUCAACUUUAUCAACUUGUCCUCGCUCUACUUCCGCCACAACACCUACCCCCGCUUCAUCCACGCGCCCGCCGUUGCCGGACCCCUCGCCUGGACCUUCGUCGCCAUCUACUGGAACGGCGCCAUCAUGGUGCACCACCCCGACUCCCUUGUGGCCCGUAUUUUCGGCAACAUCUUCAUCUGGUCCAUCCUGGCCUACGGAGGCUUCUUCAUUUUUGCCUACAAGGACUACACCAUCGGCUUCGCCCUCAGCGUCCUCGCAGCCUCCAUCGGUGUCGGCCAAUUCCUCCACCAGAUUGUCGCCUUCCAGUGGAUCUUCGCGUUCGUCAUCAUGUCGGUCCUCUUCGUUUCCACGCUCGCCGUCGCUGUGCCCGCCUGGACUGGCCGCGAGACCAACUGGGGCCGUGGCUCGGCUCCCGCUGACGUGGAGCGUGCUCCUCUUCUUGCUGACGACUAG